This is a messenger RNA of Terrapene triunguis (Three-toed box turtle), 7158 nucleotides long. RefSeq names its product TSC complex subunit 2 (gene TSC2). Lineage: Eukaryota; Metazoa; Chordata; Testudines; Emydidae. Gene Ontology annotation, cellular component: TSC1-TSC2 complex; nucleus; cytoplasm. Bases 1 to 5511 code for a protein of 1836 amino acids. The record is from RefSeq and is a predicted model, not a curated record. The transcript has 41 exons. Gene Ontology annotation, molecular function: GTPase activator activity. Gene Ontology annotation, biological process: negative regulation of insulin receptor signaling pathway; negative regulation of phosphatidylinositol 3-kinase/protein kinase B signal transduction; regulation of cell cycle.
AUGCAGGGGCCUCUUGGUGCUUUCUUGUCAACCAUGGCGAAGCAGCAAAACAAGGAUCCUGGGUUAAAGGAGAAGUUUAAGAGCCUCUUAGGUCUGGGACCAUCCCGGGCUAGUUCCAAAUCAUCAGAGGGCAAGCAAACAGAGUUUAUCAUCACUGCGGAAAUACUCAAGGAAUUGAGCGUAGAGUGUGGAUUACAUAACCGGAUACGAGCGAUUGGUCAAAUCUGUGAAGUAGCAAAAACCAAAAAAUUUGAAGAGCAUGCGGUGGAAGCAAUAUGGAAAGUGGUAGCUGAUAUGCUGCAGCCAGAGCUACCAGCAGAGGCCAGACAUGCUGUGCUUCACCUGCUGAAGGCCAUCAUUCAAGGACAGGGUGAGAGACUAGGGAUCCUCAGAGCACAUUUCUUUAAGGUUAUCAAGGAUUAUCCUUCUAACGAAGAUCUUCAUGAACGGCUUGCAGUGUUCAAGGCUCUCACUGAUAAUGGAAGAUCCAUAACCCACCUGGAGGAAGAAUUGGCUGAGUUUGUCCUGCAGUGGAUGGAUGUCGGGUUGUCUUCAGAAUUCCUUCUAGUUCUAGUGAACCUGGUCAAGUUCAACAGCUGUUACCUGGAAGAUUACGUUGCUGAUAUGGUCCAUAUGAUCUGCCUAUUGUGCGUUCGGACAUCAUCAUCGGUUGACAUAGAGGUCUCCUUGCAGGUCCUAGAUGCUGUGGUUUGCUACAACUGCCUGCCCUCGGAGAGCCUCCCGGUAUUUAUCAUCACCUUGUGCCGCACCAUCAACGUUAAGGAGCUUUGUGAGCCAUGCUGGAAGCUUAUGCGCAAUCUCUUGGGAACCCAUUUGGGGCACAGUGCUAUAUACAACAUGUGCCGCAUCAUGGAAGACAGAGCCUACAUGAUGGAUGCAGCAUUACUGAGAGGAGCAGUUUUCUUUGUCGGAAUGGCUCUGUGGGGUGCACACAGACUGUAUUCUCUCAAGAACUCACCUACAUCAGUGCUGCCCUCAUUUCUCAAGGCCAUGACUUGUCCCAAUGCAGUUGUAUCUUAUGAAAUAGUCCUGUCCAUAACCAGAUUAAUCAAGAAGUAUGGGAAGGAGUUGCAGGCUGUCACUUGGGAUAUUCUUCUGGAUAUCGUUGAGCGAUUACUCCAGCAGCUACAGAGUAUAGAGAACCAGGAUUUGAAGUCCAUUGUACACGCUCUGUUGACUACUGUAGAAGAACUCUAUGACCAGAACGAAUUCCAUGGGUCUGAGGAGAGAUACUUUGAGCUGGUGGAGAGAUGUGCUGAUCAGAGACCUGAAUCUUCUCUACUAAACUUAAUAACGUACAAAGCUCAGUCUAUUCACCCUGCCAAGGAUGGCUGGAUUCAUAACCUGAAGGUGUUAAUGGAGAGGUUCUUCAGGAACGAGUGUCGUAGUGCAGUUCGGAUUAAAGUUCUGGAUGUCUUGUCUUUUGUCCUGAGCAUUAACAGACAGUUUUAUGAGGAGGAGCUGAUUAACGUGGUGGUGAUCUCACAGCUGGCACAUAUUCCAGAGGAUAAAGACCACCAAGUCCGGAAACUGGCUACUCAGCUAUUGGUGGACCUGGCCGAGGGCUGCAACACGCAUCACUUUAACAGCUUGCUUGAUAUCAUAGAAAAGGUGGCUGCACGUUCUCUUUCGGCUCCGGUUGAUCUGGAGGAGAGAGACUUUCUAUCUCAUUCUGCUGCUUUAGAGGAUGUGAAGACAGCUGUUCUAGGCCUCCUGGUAAUUCUCCAGACGAAGCUGUACAGCUUGCCUGCCAGCCAUGCCACUCGGGUGUAUGAUAUGCUUAUUAAUCACAUCGUGCUCCACUAUAAGAACGUGUACCGCCUCCCGAUUGCUAGCAGCAUCCGAUUGCAGGCAUUUGACUUUCUGCUGAUGCUUCGAGCGGACUCCCUCCACCGCCUUGGCCUGACCAACAAGGAUGGAGCAGUGAGAUUUAGCCCCUACUGCCUCUGUGACUUGGUAGAACCAGAGAAGAGGGUGUCUGAGAAAAAGCCUGCUGGGACCCUCUCCCCUCCAUCAGGAAGCCCCAGUGUUUCCUCCCAGAAUGCCACUCUUCGGAUGGGCUACCUGCCCUACUCAUUGCUCUUCCGAGUCCUUCUGCAGUGUUUGAAGCAAGAGACAGACUGGAAGGUGUUGAAACUGGUUCUCAACAAGUUACCGGAGUCUCUCCGCUACAAAGUGCUAUUUUUAACCUCCCCUUGCAACCUUGACCAGCUGUGCUCUGCACUCUGCUCCAUGCUUACAGACAAAAAGACAGCUGAGAGGUUGCGUGGCACUCCAGACGGGUUCUCCCGCAAUGACUUGCACCUGGCUGUGGUUCCAGUGUUGACUGCAUUGAUAUCUUACCAUAAUUACCUGGACAAAGCUAAACAGCGUGAAAUGGUUUAUUGCCUGGAACAUGGCUUAAUUUAUCGCUGUGCAAACCAGUGCGUUGUGGCUUUAUCAGUAUGCAGCGUUGAGAUGCCUGACAUCAUCAUAAAGGCACUGCCAGUCUUGAUAGUCAAGUUAACCCACAUUUCUGCUACAGCAAACAUGGCAAUACCUCUCUUAGAAUUUCUUUCAACGCUAGCCAGGCUGCCUCACCUCUAUAGGAACUUUGCAGCUGAGCAGUAUGCGAGCGUGUUUGCCAUCUCUCUGCCAUAUACAAAUCCCUCCAAGUUUAACCAGUACAUCGUGUGCCUAGCACACCAUGUGAUCGCUAUGUGGUUCAUCCGCUGUCGCCUGCCCUUCCGGAAAGACUUUGUUCCCUACAUUACAAAGGGCUUGCGGUCAAACGUCCUCCUCUCAUUUGAUGACACCCCUGAGAAGGACAGUUUCAGGGCUCGCAGUACAAGUCUGAACGAGAGGCCGAAAAGUAGUUUAAGAAUAGCCAAAAAUGCAAGGCAAGGCUUGAAUAACUCUCCUCCAGUGAAAGAGCUGAAAGAACCCUCUGCAGUUGAUGCCUUCCGAUCCCGCAGCAUCAGUGUGUCAGAACAUGUGGUCCGCAGUAGGAUACAGACAUCCAUCACUAGUUCAAGCCUGGGCUCUGCAGAUGAGAAUUCGAUGGCUCAGGCUGAUGACAACUUAAAAAACCUCCACUUGGAACUCACAGAGACCUGUCUGGAUAUGAUGGCCCGAUAUGUCUUUUCAAAUUUCACUGCGGUGCCCAAGAGGUCUCCUGUGGGAGAGUUCCUCUUGGCUGGAGGUAGGACGAAGACGUGGCUGGUUGGUAACAAGCUAGUGACUAUCACAACGAGUGUUGGAACAGGGACACGGUCACUGUUGGGCCUUGACUCUGGAGAGCUCCAGACCAGUACAGAGUCAAGUCCAGACCCUGUUUUGCAAGUGAGACAAACUAAAGAAGCUCCAGCAAAGCUGGAAUCUCAAGCUGGCCAGCAGGUGUGCAGAGGAUCUCGCAACAGAGUCAGGUCAAUGUCUGGUGGUCAUGCCUUACGUGUUGGUGCUUUAGACAGCUCAGCCCCCCAGGGGUUACGGAGUUCUGCUGCUUCUGCACCUCGAACAGAGAAGGCCACUCCUGGUGCCCACGCUCCUCUGCAGAAAGAAAAAACAAACCUGGCAGCAUAUGUCCCACUGCUGACACAGGGCUGGGCAGAAGUAUUAGUCCGGAGGCCCACAGGUAACACAAGCUGGUUAAUGAGCCUGGAGAACCCGCUCAGCCCCUUCUCGUCAGAUAUAAACAACAUGCCGCUGCAGGAGCUAUCCAACGCGCUCAUGGCCGCAGAGCGCUUUAAGGAGCACAGAGAGACGGCUUUGUACAAGUCCCUCUCAGUCCCUUCCUCCAGCUUGGCCACCGGGACGUCCAAACCAUCCCUUCUGCAGCGUUCCAAUACAGUGGCUUCUUUCUCUUCCAUGUACCAGUCCAGUUGUCAAGGAAAGUUGCACAGGAGCAUAUCCUGGGCAGAAUCGGCAGUAGUUCUGGAAGAGGGGAGCCCAUUGGAAGUGGAUUUAAAAGAAACCGAUUCCCUGGUGUCUCAAGAGUUUGAAGACUUUAAGGCUGUGUGCUCUGAGCAAGCCAUGGCUGAGGAGAAAUUCAGCAAACCGCACAAGGCUUACAGCAGGUCCUCUUCAACAUCUAGUCAAGAAGAGAAAUCUCUGAAAUCCGACGAAGUGGUGGCCGGCGGAAUUCCUAUCGGCAGAGUUGUCCCUUCAGAGGAUGGCAGGACUCUGGAAGAACUCUCCUUCCAGCCUUCCCAACCACUCAGCAAAUCUAGCUCUUCCCCUGAGCUUCAGACGCUGCAGGAAGUCCUCAAAGACACAAACACUAAAGAAGCAACUGGAAGGCUGAGCACGGAACUGAAAUCGAAAUCUCAGUCUGGGAACCUUGAAGGAGAAGGGGCCAGUAGCUGGCUGAGCCAAGGGGAUGACGCUGGAAUAACUGGCACAGCCAGACUGGAUUGUAGCGUCCCUUCUUCCUCUCCCCGCUCACCCAGCGGCCACCGUCCUAGAGGGUACACCAUCUCGGAUUCAGCCCCUUCGAGGAGAGGCAAAAGGGUAGAGAGAGAUGCCUUCAAGAGCAGGACAGCAGCCUCCAAUGCCGAGAAAGUACCUGGAAUAAACCCAAGCUUUGUGUUUUUACAGUUAUACCACUCCCCGUUCUUUGGAGAUGAAUCCAACAAGCCCCUUUUGUUGCCAAAUGAGACAUUUGAAAGCUCGGUGCAGCUCCUAGAUCAAAUUCCUUCCUAUGACACCCACAAGAUUGCCGUGCUCUAUGUAGGAGAAGGACAGAGCAACAAUGAGAUCGCUAUUCUGUCGAAUGAACAUGGCUCCUAUAGAUAUACGGAGUUUCUGACUGGCUUAGGGAAGCUCAUUGAACUCAAAGAUUGCCAGCCUGAUAAAAUUUACCUUGGUGGUCUGGACGUGUGUGGGGAGGAUGGUCAGUUUACCUACUGCUGGCACGAUGACAUUAUGCAAGCCAUUUUUCACAUUGCGACUUUGAUGCCCACGAAGGAUUUGGAUAAAUAUCGCUGCGACAAGAAGAGGCACCUUGGGAAUGACUUUGUUUCCAUAGUUUAUAACGAUUCUGGUGAAGACUUUAAAUUGGGAACGAUAAAGGGCCAAUUCAACUUUGUGCAUGUUAUAAUCACACCGCUUGACUAUGACUGCAACCUGGUCACGUUACAAUGUCGGAAAGACAUGGAAGGGCUGGUGGACACAAGUGUUGCUAAGAUUGUCUCGGAUAAGAAUCUGCCGUUUGUAGCCCGCCAGAUGGCCCUGCAUGCUAAUAUGGCUUCCCAGGUUCACCAUAGCAGAUCGAAUCCUACAGAUACUUACCCAUCAAAAUGGAUAGCGAGGCUACGUCAUAUUAAGAGGCUCAGGCACCGGAUCCGAGAGGAAACCCAGUACCAGACACCUGGCUUCCCCCUGAUGCAAAUGCACCCUUCUGCUCUUACUAAACCCCCUCCCCAGGUACCACAGGACCCAGCAUCAACCUAUGAAACUGGGCAGAGAAAGAGGCUGAUCUCCUCGGUGGAUGACUUCACAGAAUUUGUGUAAAUCCCCAUGUGAUCAGCGUCUGCCCUCGGGCAUGCGGCGGAGGGGGGAAGAGAGGAGUGAACGCUCUUGACCCUGCACACUAAUUCAGCACUGCCACAGGGAGACCACUGGGACUUGGCAAACUCGGUGUGGCUAUGUUACCUUCGUGUGAACUAGUUACUGGACCGCCGUGUGACUCUGAUAGACAUCGUCGUCUUGACUUUGAGUCACCCACCAUCAGGAAAGGAGGAUUUUCUACCCUAGCUGGAGAAUCCCAGAGUGGACCGAGCCUAUAAAUUUGGUCUUUAUUUGGCUAGAGACAUGAAGUGAAGUUUAAGGGUAUCCAUCUCUGCUAGCAGCUUUCUUGCAAAAUUUAAGCAUUUCUCUAAGCAGGAGGAGGCAAAGCAGCAAGCCAGGAUAUGGUUCCCCACUCAUCACUUGGUGGGACGAUGCAGAAGCAAAUGGUGUUUUAACCCAACCAAAUGAAAGCUUCAGUCACAGUCUCUGGACACUUGGGAUCUCCAUUUCCUCUACAUGGGUGGAAAAGCUCUAUUAGCAUUCAUGAGAGCUGCAUGCACUUUCCAACUAGUUCUUAACACCAGCUCUAAUUAUAGGAAUGUCCACUAGCUUCACAAGUUACCUGUAAAAACUGCAGCUGCCUUUAUUUCCCAGGAGAUCUCCUCGCUUGAGGACAUCUCCAUGAGUCUCCCACUCCAGUGAAAUUGUUCUCUCAGACCUUAAUGAUAUAAGUAGGGAGAUGUCUGCAGGUCAGUGGAGAGGCAGAAUGGUAAUCAAAGCUGGUAUGGAAAUCGCUGCCCAUGAAUAAACUGUCUUGUAAUGAACACUCCGUUAAACCCAGGAUUCCAAAGACAAUUUGGGCCAGUUUUGGAAAUUAUGAGCAAAGGAUUUAGCUAGAGGCCUUGCCUUGCUUCUAGUGCAGUCAAUGGCUAAGCUUCCAUUGACUCCAAGGGCAGCAGGAUGGUCCCCAAGAAUGUGGCCAGGAUGCUGGGAAGUAACUUGACCCGUUUGUGCGUAUUCACACGCUCUUCAGAGAGGUGAGUGGUAGCCCAGUGUGUGACCAGGCUGCACUUGACUGGCCUAUAAUGUGGCCUUGCCAGAAAUCUUUCCUCAAAUGCAAAAUUUCCUCUUCCCUUUUAAACGACCCUUGGCUCUGGUUGGCGGCAGCAUCGCCAUAUUGGACUUGUCAUAUGGUGACGGUCCCACCUUUGGAAGCCAGCAGUUUGGAUUGUAUGUAAAGGGUCCUUUUAAUGCAGAUGUGCGCCAGGCCUUUCAGAAGUAGCAUGUCUUGUGGUGACAGAUAAUGGGACACUACACUACCAUAAUGGGAGAAGCUAUGUAAGCUGGAACGUACUGUGACUACUUUACUGUGUGCUUUUGUCACUCCUCAGUGGCUGCUGUCCUCAUCAAAACGAGGGACGAGCUCUUAAUUCGCUAAACUCAGUGACUGGGUAACAGCAGGUUUUAGUGACUGGGUAACUUCUGAGUAAUUUGAAUGGAAUCGCAGGCAAGCAAUCAAAAGCCGGAAUUCUUUUUGGAGGGAGGGAAAGGGGAGCUACUGACCAAUGUGGGACUGUCCAUUAACUCAUGUGUACGUCCUGUUUUGAGUGUUUAUACAUUGUAAAUGAAAUAAAAGUAUUUGUAUGGUUA